Molecule: messenger RNA, 1492 nt
Organism: Manihot esculenta (cassava)
Lineage: Eukaryota; Viridiplantae; Streptophyta; Magnoliopsida; Malpighiales; Euphorbiaceae
Product: probable disease resistance protein At4g27220
Exons: 2
Coding region: 263-1405 (380 amino acids)
Molecular function (GO): ADP binding
Source: RefSeq, a predicted model, not a curated record
UGGGUUUUAUUAUUUUUAUUUUUUUUUGUUGCAGUUCUUCGUUUACCUGGUUUCUUCUUCUAUAUAUUUUCCACAUCUUUUUCUAUUUUUUACUCUUUCUUUUAAUAAAAUUUGUUGUUGAAAUAAUAUUAGAAUUUUUUUAGUUACAUUUUGAUUAUAGAGCAAGGAGAAUGAGAGGAUCAUUUAUGGUUUGAACACUCUUUAAGUCGGCUAAUUGAGUAACAAACAAAACAAAAAUGGAAAGUAGAAAAUUUUGUAGAGAAUGGAGUUCUUUGCCUUAGCUGCUGAUAUUGGUUCGCAGUUUUUGGAGAACAUAUUGGAAAAGGUGGAGGUCUUUAACAAGUUGUGGCCAUCUGUUUCCUAUCAUAACCGUAUCGAUGGAAGUAGGCAAACUCUCAAAAGAAAAUUGGAAACCUUGUGCUGUUUGGAGUACGAUAUUAAUAAAACCCUCGAAUUUGCGGAGUUUCAUUCUGGAAAGAAGCAAAAGAGGGAAGUUGAGCAUUGGUUGAGAAGUGUUCAAAGAAAGAAAAAAGAUGUGCAAGGCAUGGAACAACUAAUCGGAGAUCGAAAAUAUUCAUUAGCCCCAUGGUGGGAGAGGCGCCUUGAGAAGGAAAUUCAAGAAGUAGAAGAGCUUUGUGAGCUGGGAAAAUUUGAUAGUCUUGUGCUUGAUGCAGAUGAAAGUAGUAGAGUGGAAUUAUUGACAACAAAAUUGGUGGGUCAAAAUUCAAAUGAAGUUAUAGGAAGAAGCUGGGCAUGCUUGAUGAAUGAACAAGUGCUAAGAAUUGGCGUUUAUGGGGUAGAGGGAGUUGGGAAAACAGAGAUUAUGGCUCAUAUCUAUAAUCAACUCCUUCAAGAUGAGACUUUUGAUCAUGUUUACCAGGUCAAUUUAUCUGGUGAUUUCAGCAUUCACAAGUUGCAGAGUGAUAUUGCUAGAGAAGCAGGGCUUGAUCUCUUUGAAGAGGAAGAUACAAGGAAGAGGGCAGCAAACUUACAUAAAGGACUAGUAAAAAGAAAGAAAUAUGUGGUAAUGUUAGAUGGUCUUUCAAGUUACUUUAAUGAAGAUGAGGUUGGAAUUCCUGCUCCAGUGCAAGGAUGCAAGCUAAUUAUAAGCUCUCGAUCAUUGAGGUUAUGUCAAAGGAUGGGCUGUCAGGAAGCCAUUGAAAUUGAGCCGCUUCCUUACAGAGAAGCAGAGAUCUUAUUUAGGAAAAAUACAGGGCUUUCGGACUUUGCUCCAAAUGUUGAACAGAUUGCGAAGCAAAUUAUUGUGGAAUGCGGAGGCUUGCCUGGUAAAAUAAUUAGUACUGCUGUUAGACUGAAUGGAGUAGAUGAUAUAAAUGAGUGGAGAUGCACAUUGAACGAACUCAGAGAGUGUAGAGGCAGCUUCAGUGCUGUAAGACUUAGUUGAGCAACAGGAAUUAUGUGUUGUAUUUUGGAUUUUACAUCUGCAAUGAUUGGUUGUUACAAUAAUAUUUCUUAGCUUAAUUAUUAAUUA